AAACAAACACCACCAGCCCAAACAACUCCCAAACCCUGUCACAUUUCUUCUGCCUCACUCUCUCUAACCGCUGCUCACGCCGUCAACGCCGCCGCCCAGCUGCUCGACUCCACUCCGGUGUCUCUUUCUCUCUCCUAAACGCCGGCCAGGCCAUUCCAGUUUCCAGCUUUGGCCACCGAUAAAUUUGUCAAAAGGCAAUAUUUCGACAACAAUGGCAGAUACUCUGUCCGGUUCUCCAGAGACCUUCGUAGAUAAGCUAGUCGUUCCCGGUGAUGUGGUUCUUGAUCUCUCAACCAUGGCUAACCAGACCAUUAAGCUUGGCGGCGGUCUUCGACAGGAGUCUGAUGCUAUAUCUGUGUCGAAAGCUGGGAAAUUGAAGUUGUCUAAGCAUAACAAGUACUGGGUCGAGAGCUCCCAGAAAAGGUAUGUACCGAGUGUGGGGGAUUCGAUUCUUGGAAUUGUGCUGGACUCCAGAGCUGAUAAUUUUCUUGUGGACAUUAAAGGACCUGCAUUGGGUUUUUUGCCAGUGCUUGCGUUCGAAGGAGGAACUAGGAGAAACAUACCAAAGUUUGAGGCAGGUACUUUGCUUUACGUUCGUGUCGUGAAGGCAAAUCCUGGCAUGAAUCCCGAGUUGUCAUGCACUGACGCUAAUGGAAAAGCAGCAGAAUUCGGACCCCUUAAAGAUGGGUACAUGUUUGAGUGCUCAACAGGCCUUUCAAGAAUGCUGCUCGGCUCCCCACCAUGUCCAGUUCUUGAGGCCUUUGGAAAGAAGAUUUCCUUCGAGGUAGCGGUUGGAUUAAAUGGCCGUGUUUGGGUCAAUGCUGAUUCUCCAUCAACAAUAAUCGUCGUGGCAAAUGCAAUUAUGAAGUCGGAGUCUCUCAGUGUGGUACAGCAAAGAAUUAUGGUGGAAAAGCUUCUUCAGAACUUACAUCUAUCAACUUGAGAAUUGAAGAAGUUCCAGCUUUUAUAGCAAUGAGGGCCUCGAUCUAUGUACUGAAUGGAAGAUAUUAAUGAUCAUGUAGGCUUUGAUGGCAAGAAAUUCACACCAGACAUGAUUUUACAACCUUGAGAAUUUUGUCAAACUAGUUUACUAGAAUUGUAUACUUGUGGAGUGUGUAAGUAUCUUGAUAUUAAUGGAAAUUUAUUCUUGGAGGCUACAACAACAUAA
Molecule: messenger RNA, 1168 nt
Organism: Humulus lupulus (European hop)
Lineage: Eukaryota; Viridiplantae; Streptophyta; Magnoliopsida; Rosales; Cannabaceae
Exons: 11
Coding region: 212-943 (243 amino acids)
Biological process (GO): poly(A)-dependent snoRNA 3'-end processing; exonucleolytic trimming to generate mature 3'-end of 5.8S rRNA from tricistronic rRNA transcript (SSU-rRNA, 5.8S rRNA, LSU-rRNA); nuclear polyadenylation-dependent rRNA catabolic process
Cellular component (GO): cytoplasmic exosome (RNase complex); nuclear exosome (RNase complex)
Molecular function (GO): RNA binding
Source: RefSeq, a predicted model, not a curated record